ACAUCAACUUUCACUUUCGCUUUAUUUUAUUACAGCCUUGUCCGGGAAUGAAUUCAGGUUAUGACAGUGAUCUUGUCGCUGCAUUACGGGACGUAGUAAAUGGAACAAAUUGGUUUUGUGCAGGGCCUGUACCCAGGUUGAAAAAAUACGUUUGUAACAGAUACUAUGCAGAUGAUGGAGAAGACAUUGUGUUGAUCUACAGUAAAAAGAACGACAAAUUCUAUGCACUCGGAGCUGUGUGCUCACAUGAAGGUGGCCCUCUGGAACAGGGGGAUAUUGAGGAUAUUGAUGGUCAGGAGAAGAUUGUAUGUCCUUGGCACUCCUAUGAUUUUGAUUUAAAAACCGGGCAGUCAUCUUACGGACUGAAACAAGAUGUGUACAGAGUUUGUAUAAAGGAUGACAAUGUGUAUAUCUACUCGGCCAGUGAACUGUCAAUCAAACCAUUCAAGAGCCCCAUCAUCAAGAAAGCCACAGACAAAACAGGUGAGGAUGAUGAUCAUUUUGUGGAGAGAGAUGAGGACACAACCAGUCUAACAUACUGGGCAACAAAAAUCCUCAAUACAGCCUGCCCUCAACAAAAGGUAGAGCUGACACAAAAAGUUGGUGAAAUGUGGAAUAAAGGGGAGUUAACUGUGGGAUCACAUCGUCCCCCAGACCAACCAGCCAGGGACAAAGAUUUAACAGUCGUCAAACCAGGAAAGGAAAAAAAGAGAGGGAAAGGAGUCUCACUGUCUAGUAGGAUAUCCAACCUGCAUUCUAUGGCUAACAUUGAGCAGUGGGCCAUUGAUUUGUCUUGGGAUAUUAUUGCCCGUUUCUCUAAUGCUACACCAGAGGGCUCUGAUGAGACACUCCCUCGGGGUUUCUAUGAUGAUUUUGUUAAAGUGGCCUGUGAUGAAGCCAAGCACUAUAAAAUGUUGUCAGAUAGACUACAAGACCUAGGCAGUUAUUUUGGUGCUCUUCCUGUUCAUAAUGCGUUAUGGUCGUCAGCAGCUGACACUAAUGGCAGUUUAUUGGCAAGACUUGCUGUUGUUCACAUGGUACAUGAGGCCAGAGGCCUUGAUGUGCAGCCAAUAACACUGGAAAAAUUUGCAAAGAACAAUGACCUGGAAUCAGCAGCCAUCUUGGAGGUCAUUUUCCGGGAUGAAAUAACUCAUGUGGCGGCCGGUUUGAAGUGGUUUACCUAUGUCUGCUCUCAGUCCUGUCCUCCUCUGGAUUGCAUACCAACAUUUCAUAAAUUGGUUCAAGAACAUUAUGGGUCAUAUCUGAAGCCUCCAUUUAAUACAGAAAGCCGAGAUAUGGCAGGAAUGACAGAAGAGUGGUACCUGCCUCUAGUGAAACCUCCGAGUUGAUGUACAUGUAAAUUAGUGCUAGUUUUAACAUGAAUAAACGUUGAAUUAUA
This is a messenger RNA of Ostrea edulis (European flat oyster), 1399 nucleotides long. RefSeq lists its product as uncharacterized. The coding region runs from base 48 to 1349 and encodes 433 amino acids. Gene Ontology annotation, molecular function: 2 iron, 2 sulfur cluster binding. The record is from RefSeq and is a predicted model, not a curated record. The transcript is spliced from 13 exons. Lineage: Eukaryota; Metazoa; Mollusca; Bivalvia; Ostreida; Ostreidae.